UGUACUUUGGUGAACUACAAAAAGAAUCUUAUAGUUUAAACUUUAAAAUGUCAGCUGCGAGUAACAUAACUGACACGGUGGAAACGUUUACCAAAAUAUUUACGUUCGGUUUCGAAGACUAUGCUGUUUUUAUAUCGAUGUUAGUUGUAUCGGCUGGAAUUGGAGUAUAUUUUGGAUUUUUCUCGGGUAAAAAUGAUACUGCUGAUGAAUAUUUACUUGGUGGCAGAAAUUUAAAAGCUUGGCCAGUUGCUAUUUCUUUGGUAUCGAGUCAAUUAUCAGCUAUAUCAAUUGUGACAAUACCAUCGGAAAUGUAUAGUUUUGGUAUAACAUUUGCAUUUACCAUGAUUGCAAUGUUUGGAGCACUUCCCAUCUUGAUGUACAUUAUAAUUCCAGUGUUUUAUAAUAACAACAUUUCAAAUUGUUAUGAAUACUUGGAACUAAGAUUCAAUAAGACUACCCGUCAAAUUCUGACCCUAUCAUUUGUAUUGACGGGUUAUUUGCUAAUGCCAGUUUUUAUAUUCAUACCAGCUUUAUCAUUUGCCCAAGUUACAGGUGUUAAUAUUCAUCUCAUAAAUGCAAUUGUGUGUUCCAUUUGUGUUUUCUACACAAUGUUGGGUGGAAUCAAGGCAGUCGUGUGGACAGAUGUUGUACAGGCUGUUGUAAUGGUAAUAUCCGUUACAAUUGUUGGUAUCAUGGGGGUUAUCGCAGUGGGAGGACUCGAAAAUGUUAUUGGAAAUGCUAAAAAUGGCGGACGUUUGGAUGUUAAUAUGAACUUUGAUGUCACUACUCGAACAACCCUUUGGAAUGCAUCUGCUGGAGGACUAUGCUUAUGGGUAGGUCAUAUCGGCCUUAGCCAAGUUUGUGUACAGAGAAUUGUAGCCCUACCUUCUCUCGGACAAGCCAAAAAGUCCUUGUUCAUUUUUGCCAUUGGAUUUAUUUUUGUUAUGUUUUUCAAUUGUUUUACUGGGAUAAUUAUGUAUUCGAUGUAUCACGAUUGUGAUCCACUUAAGAUAAAGAUUGUUGACAAACCAGACAAAAUGAUGCCGUUUUUCGUACAAGACGUAGUGGGACAUUUGAAAGGAAUGCCAGGCUUGUUUAUAUCUUGCGUUUUUAGUGCAGCUUUAAGUGCAAUGUCAGCUAGCAUGAAUUCUUUAGCAGGAAUUUUUUAUUUCGAUUAUGUAAAGCCUUUUGUUAAUCAUUCCGAACGAAAAGCCAAUCUAUCCAUGAAAGGUUUCAUUUUGUUUACUGGUUUCUUUUGUGUUGCUGCCGGCUUCUUAGUUGAAAAAUCUGCGUCUCUUCUUCAAACCAUUAUGACAAUUGGUGGAGUAGUUCAAGGUGCUAUGGUUGGUGUUUUUAUGUUGGGAUUUUUAGUGCCUAAAGCUAAUGGAAAAAGUGCAUUAAUUGGACUUCUCUCAAGUAUGCUAGCUAUUCUCGUUCUUGUAACUGGAGCCCAACGAAGAAUGGAAGCUGGAAAACUUGCAUUCCCCCCAUUGCCAAGCAGAGAUGAUGGAUGCGAUCGUUUUAACUACACACUACAUGGAUCAAUUUUCAGAUCAAAUGUGACAAAUGAAAUUGUACAAACAGUUGAACAUGAUGAAGGAUUUUCUAUUUUUGAAAUCUCUUUCCAAUGGUAUACGAUAUUAGGCAUAUUUGUUGUCUGGAUAGUUGCGAUUCCAUUGAGUUAUGUGAUUCCAGAUGAUAAGAAACUAGAUCAUAAUUUACUUUCACCAAUUAUACAAAAAUUUGUAAGAUAUGACAGUGUUAAGACCGACGAUUAUCCAAUGAAGAAACCACAUUUUUAGAAAGUUGA
Eupeodes corollae is the source of this 1810-nucleotide messenger RNA. Its product is annotated as sodium-coupled monocarboxylate transporter 1-like. Gene Ontology annotation, molecular function: symporter activity. Gene Ontology annotation, biological process: transmembrane transport; sodium ion transport. The record is from RefSeq and is a predicted model, not a curated record. The coding region runs from base 48 to 1802 and encodes 584 amino acids. The transcript has 11 exons. Gene Ontology annotation, cellular component: membrane. Lineage: Eukaryota; Metazoa; Arthropoda; Insecta; Diptera; Syrphidae.